This is a messenger RNA of Cadophora gregata, 658 nucleotides long. RefSeq lists its product as uncharacterized. The coding region runs from base 143 to 658 and encodes 171 amino acids. The record is from RefSeq and is a predicted model, not a curated record. NCBI's taxonomy places the organism in Eukaryota, Fungi, Ascomycota, Leotiomycetes, Helotiales, Ploettnerulaceae. The transcript has 2 exons.
CAUCCGUCGAGAUAAGGGGUAAGCCAACCCCGCAACCGUCUAACCGAGGAUUUCUCCAACACAAAUACCCCGCGUUCGCCCCCUCCAUUGUGCUGAGACGAGACAGUAAACACUACACGCGAUACAAAACAGCAGAAACAACAUGCCAUUCUACGACGUUCAGCACUCUCUCCCUCUGACCACUUCCCAACGCUCCUCUCUCGCUAAAGAACUCACAACUCUCCACGCAACCUCCUUCAACGCGCCAACUAUCUUCGUCAACGUCAAAUUCACACCCAACUCUGAAGAUGAAGGCUAUUUCGUAGGUGGAGAGCACAGGCCUAGCACGAAUCGCAUAUUUGUGCACGUGAGAUCUGGAAAAGGACGAGGUGAUGAAGCGUUUGCGAAAUUAGCUGCAGAUGUUGAGCAGGUGUGGAACAAGGUUGUUGGAAGGGGGACAGGGGAUUCCGUCGCGGGGAACUUGAAGGUCUUACAUGCUGUAUUCAUUGUGUCUGGUAUCACUGCUAGAGAGCAAGGGUUUGCGAUUCCGUUGGCUGGAGAAGAGGCGGUUUGGUUGAAGCAGAGUCUUGGAACAUUCAAGAAGAGGGCGGAUGCUGGAGAAGAGGAUAUGAAGACUUUGAUGGCGGAUCUUGAAGCGAGGCCAGAGUUGAUGAAGUAG